GAGUCGUUGGGGUCGUAGCGCUUCUCGCGUGGGAUUUUCAAGUCUAAGGUCAUUUUAUGUCGCUGUUUUUAUUUUCUUCCCCGUGAAAUGUGGACAACGAGUAGUUGGAGAGACGGGACAGAACUGUAAGGAUGUUUAAGCUUUGGAUCCAGCUGUGAACCACGGAGGGUCUGUGACUGUCAGCAUGUCGGUGAAUGUGCUCCUGCCUACGGGUGAAGCCGCCAGCUUCCCUCUGAGCGACACCAUGACGGUGGAGCAGCUCAGAGACAAAGCAGUGGAUCAGACUCGCAGGAAACCAGGCUUCAACUGCGUCAGUGCAAAUAACGCCAGACUGAUAUUUGAGGGAAAGACGCUGGAGAACCCGUCCAGCAUGUCAGGACUGAAGCUCCUUCCCUCCUCCGUCCUCCACCUGACGCUGAGGGUUCACGGAGGCUGAACUGAACCAUCCCGCAUGAAGUCACUGCCAGGACUGACAUUAUUUCAUAAUCUAUAAGCUUUAGUGUGUGCGUCGUUUCACUGUGCUGUUCCUCCUUGUGUCAUUAUUUUCUGGUUGUUUUACACUUUUUUGCUGUAAAGACUUUAAAUACUUUUACUACAUUUCUACAGUAAAAUCCAACAUACAGAAAUAAAACAAUGUUUAAACCAA
Messenger RNA from Betta splendens (Siamese fighting fish), 646 nucleotides. Its product is annotated as polyubiquitin-like. Gene Ontology annotation, molecular function: protein binding. NCBI's taxonomy places the organism in Eukaryota, Metazoa, Chordata, Actinopteri, Anabantiformes, Osphronemidae. Bases 185 to 436 code for a protein of 83 amino acids. The transcript is spliced from 3 exons. The record is from RefSeq and is a predicted model, not a curated record.